CGUAAUGCACACGAAAUGGUAAAUUAUCAAUCCAAUCCAUGAUUCUUUGUAUUAAAAUAUUGUUGAGUAUCGUUUUUGGUAUAGAAAACAUAAUACCUCUCUGUUGGCUUCAUUCUCCUCUAUUCACUGUUUGUUGGAUUUUUCUUAUGAAACUAUGUUUCUUUUUCGCAGAUUAGCAUUUUCAACAUGUUUUAUCACAGUUUUCAAUUUUUCUCCUCAAUUUAUGAAAUGACACAAGACAUAAUGACCCAUUAAACACAUAAUUGAUAUAAAAAGUGUCUGAAUCUGAAGCUUUCUAUGACCAAUUCCUAUAUUCAACAAUUCAAAUUUAAUACCCCGUUCACACUCUCUAAUGUUCAGGAAUUUUGCACUUUUUAAUAUACGGUACUUAUGACUGUUUUUUUACCAUUGACUAGUGUUAGAUGAAAUUAUUUUAAAUAUUAAAUGUAUAUUACAUUAUGUUGAUUUAUUAUUGUCCUGCUUUCCACCCACACACUUUAUAUUUUUUUAUCCAAUUACCUAUUUUUUUUAAUGACUUUAUAUAUUUAAAUCAAUUUGUAACUUAUCAUGAUUUUUUUAUUCUUACCGGUAUAUAAAAAUGAACCAGUAGUUGCCAUAAUGUUUUUGAGAGUCUAGUAUAAUUUAAUUCUGAGUGAGUGACUUUCAAUUGUGCAAAUUUAGUUCAAAAAUGACUGCUUAGCCAACUAUGAUUCUUUCUAUAUUUUCAAUAAAAUAAGUUAUGUAGUUUUGAUAGUUUAUAUAAAAGUAUAAAAGAAUAAUCUGUGUUGCGAAAGUGCUUGAAUUGUUAUCUGCUGCAGAAUGGAUCCAAAUAAGAAGGUUUUUGUUGACGAAAUAAGAAAAGUUCAUAAGGAUUUGAGAAGGAAGUAUCAAAAAGAUCCCGACUUUUCUAAAAUCUGGGAGGAACAUUGUAAGAACGAGGAAACCUUGAACAAAUAUGCGAAAUCAAUGCAAGAUCUGGCAACAGUGAUUUGGGAUGAAGAUUGUGAUGGAACUCACCGGAUAAAUUGGUGUGUCGACACUUGCAAAAAAUAUUUUCUUGAAAAAGAAAUUAAUAAAUAUCUUGAGAAAGACGAAAGAAGAAAACGUCAUUAUAAAAAAGAUCCAACCCAGUUUCACCUCGGUCCGAAUCCUUUUGAAAGUUUCAACGAUGAGAUGAAGGAUGUAAGUGAAAGAUCGUUUUGUCUACAAAGCAAACUUCGACUUCUGGACGUCGGCAGUUGUUACGAUCCUUUCAAAAAAUAUGAAGAAUUUGAAACAACAGCUAUAGAUUUAAGACCUGCUUGUGAGACAGUUCACAAAUGUGACUUUAUCAAAGUCGAUGUUUCCUCUGACAUUAAAGAAGAAGAGAAAUUCCAACAAACUGUGACAACAUUGUCUGCACAACAAGCUCCGGAAAUCUCAAUCCUACCGUCUUCUUAUUUUCAUAUUGUUGUGUUUUCUCUGCUUCUGACUUAUAUUCCGAGUCCACAAGUUAGAUGGGAGAUCUGCCAAAAAGCUCACAAGGUGCUACAGACAAACGGCCUUCUACUAAUAAUAACUCCAGAUUCGAGUCAUCAAAAUAAAAAUGCAGCACUUAUGAAAAGAUGGAAAAAUGCGAUUGAACAAAUUGGAUUCCAACGAAUAAAAUACUCCAAAGAUCGGCAUCUACAUUUCAUGGCGUUCCGGAAAGUCCCUCCUGAUUUUUUAUGGGAUAAACGUAAAAUUUCUGAAAUUUAUAGCAAUAAAAUAGAAAAAUUAUGCUUGAAUAUUCCACAAGAUUUUCAUGAUUGCGAUGAUGGCACCGAAAAUAAGACUGAUAAUGACAUCACAAAUGAUUUCAGUGAUGUCACAAAAGAUGUUGGUGCCAGUACCAAUGACAUCACAAAAGAAAUUAGUGAUGACCGUUGUAUUCAAAUAAAAUAAAAAAUAAACUACCUCAGACAGAUUAAUCCGUUCCAUUUGAUUCACGAUAGUGUUCACUUCCUUUGUGGAAAUAAAAUCGAUUUUAUGUUUCACUAUUGCAAAGUA
This is a messenger RNA of Styela clava, 2028 nucleotides long. The record is from RefSeq and is a predicted model, not a curated record. NCBI's taxonomy places the organism in Eukaryota, Metazoa, Chordata, Ascidiacea, Stolidobranchia, Styelidae.